Wasmannia auropunctata (little fire ant) is the source of this 1043-nucleotide messenger RNA. RefSeq lists its product as uncharacterized. The record is from RefSeq and is a predicted model, not a curated record. Lineage: Eukaryota; Metazoa; Arthropoda; Insecta; Hymenoptera; Formicidae. The transcript has a single exon. The annotation marks the transcript as partial.
GAAUUCGUGAAAGACCAUGCACGAGUCAGUGAAGAGUCAUUCGUGAAGCAGUGAACUACGUCGAGUCCGUCGCGGAAUGAGCGGAUAGCUCUUGUUGAGACUAGAGAUAUCAGAGCAUUAAUUAGUUAUUGCGGAUCCAAGCAAGUGCUAAUCGACACAGAACGUAACCGAUCGACGUCCAAGAAUGACAGUAAUAAGGAUGACCUCGCCGGUGACGCCUGCAUCGACCAGUCCGGAUUCGCCAGACGAGGCUCAGGCAAGUCCCAAACCGGCUCAUCGAUUGAGCUUCUCCGUCGCGGCCCUGCUGGCCGACACCAGAAAGACGUCGGAGUCCUCGAGGAGGCAGGACGCGAUCUUAACGUCACCCAGAUCGUCGCCGAUCGUCUCGUACGCGCCGAUCCGACAGGAGCCUCGUAUGCUGAAGCAUCCGUGUGACUUCAGAACGUCAAGAUACACCUUAUCGUCGCCCAAUCAUAAUCAAGAUGUCAGAUUGAUUCAUUGCAUCUCUCCUCAUAAUAGUUCGGAGCCAAGAACGCCACCGAGAUAUCCCGAAGCGAUCGACUACGCCUGCAAUAUCGAGUCACCCGGCAGAAGAUCGACCUCCGGUAGCGUGGACUACCGCAUGCAUCCAUCCGUCGACAUGAGUACCACGCCGGAACCCGCGGUAGGCUGUUCCUCGUCUCCGAAGAUCAUCGGCAGUCACCAGGACGCCGGCUCGCAAUCACCGAGAAGCAGCUCUCACGACGAGGCGCGCUCGAGAUGUUCGGAAACGGACGACAUCGAAGAGGACGACGAGAGCAGACUGGUUGACGUGGAGGAUCUUCAGCAUCAUCCGUCCAGCCCAACUCCCGUUAGGCCGACACCGGCCUACCUCGGCGGUUUCGCCACCAUCGGCGGUAUCCCGGAGAUCUCGCCUAGUCUUCACCCUGCAGUCUGGGGCGGCGGACAUCAAAAUGCAGCUGCAGCCGCUGCGGCCGCCGCAGCGGCCGCGGCCACGGCCACAUUCUUCCCUUCUCACUUCUCUCAUCAUGCUCCUCUAAACG